CAUUCAGUGACGCUCUUAGCAGCGCUUGUUCACUUCCCAUAUGUCCUUCACGUUCUCCUUUCCUUCAUCAGCAUUUAUACGACCACCGCCAACCACGCCCUGAUUGUCCGGAAACUCAAUAAAUAUGCCGCCUAAGAGGAAAGCAGGUGCUGCCGUCCAGGGCGGGGCAAAAGUGGGAAGGUCUUCGCGCAUGUCAACACCUGGAGCUGCAACGCCACGAACGAUCGAUAGCAAUGAGGACAUGCCGGAUGAGGAGGAGGGGCCCGUCGACGAGGCCUUGGAACGUGAUUUGAACAAGAAUAUAGACAUAUUUUCCUUGGAUCGCUAUCAGAAGAGACAUGCGAUUCGGGAUCCCCUACCACACAUCUUUGGCGACCGUGAUUUCUCAUACCUGGUCUUGAAGAAAGAUCAUCAGAACCGACCUCUCUGGAUAGACCCUCAGAAAGGCCGCAUCAUUCUAGAGAGUUUUAAUCCACUCGCGGAGCAGGCUCAGGAUUUCCUCAUCACUAUUUCUGAACCCUUGUCUCGACCGACUUUCAUGCACGAAUACGCCCUUACAACACACAGCCUGUACGCUGCCGUCUCUGUUGGGUUGUCGCCAGAGGACAUCAUCAAUACACUAGAUCGAUUUCUUAAGACACCUCUGCCAGAUGAGAUUCGAAAUUUCAUUACAAGUUGUACUCAGAGUUACGGCAAGGUGAAGCUGGUUCUCAAGAAUACAAAGUACUACGUCGAAAGUCCUGAUCCAAACAUGCUCCAGACUCUCCUCAAGAACCCCAAAAUUGGUCCCCUACGCGUCCAAGGAACGGAAGAGAUCACAACAUCAGUGGCGCCUAAGAUUGGCGGCCUUGUCAUUCCCGGAACACAGAAUGCCGCCGGAGUAAAGCAGGCCAAUGGUCUCAGCCAAGCAGGCGAACAAGGCAAAGAUGGAGAACCCGUCCAGGAGGGCGAAGUCUAUGCCACGCUCAACGAAGAGGACGACGAGGACCAGGAAGUGACGCAUUCUUUUGAAAUUGCAGACAAGGAUGUCGAAACGGUACAGAAAGAAUGCCUGAAUCUAGGAUAUCCAGUUCUGGAGGAGUAUGACUUUCGGAGAGAUGAAGCCAACGCAAAUUUGGAUAUCGAUCUGAAGCCUGGUACUCAGAUUCGGCCUUAUCAGGAAAAAAGCUUGAGUAAGAUGUUUGGCAACGGCCGAGCCAAGAGUGGACUAAUCGUCCUGCCCUGUGGUGCUGGAAAGACGCUUGUGGGUAUCACAGCAGCCUGUACUAUCAAGAAGGGUGUCAUUGUCCUAUGCACGAGUUCAAUGUCCGUCGUACAAUGGAGGAAUGAAUUUUUGAAGUGGUCCAACAUCAAUCCCGAUGACAUUGUUGCCUUCACAUCCGAUUCCAAAAACAAUGUCUUCACUGGGAGCACUGGUAUCAUCGUCACAACCUAUGCAAUGGUCACACAAUCGCGGGCCCGAUCUUACGAUGCAGAGAAGAUGAUGAAGUUCUUGACAGGCCGAGAAUGGGGCCUGAUGCUGCUGGACGAGGUGCAUGUUGUGCCCGCCAACAUUUUCCGAAAAGUCACGUCUUCGAUCAAGACUCAUUCGAAGCUUGGUCUCACAGCAACACUCCUCAGAGAAGACGACAAGAUUUCUGAUUUGAAUUUUCUUAUUGGACCAAAGCUAUUUGAAGCCAAUUGGAUGGAGCUUUCAAAGCAAGGACACAUUGCUAGAGUUCAGUGUGCAGAAGUAUGGUGCCCAAUGCCUACAGAGUUCUACGACCAGUACCUCAAAGCACCAAGCCGGAAGAAGGGCUUGCUUUAUAUCAUGAACCCUCGGAAGUUUCAGGCUUGUCAAUAUCUCAUUAAUUACCACGAAUCAAGAGGAGACAAGAUUAUAGUAUUUUCGGAUAACGUGUAUGCGCUCAAAGCAUAUGCGCUGAAGCUUCAAAAAGCGUUCAUCUACGGCGGCACUGGUCAAGCAGAACGUCUGCAAGUGUUGGAGAACUUUCAGCACAACCCGAAUGUCAACACGCUCUUUUUAUCAAAGAUUGGAGACACGUCCCUCGAUUUGCCCGAGGCUACCUGCCUCAUCCAAAUUUCAUCGCACUACGGUUCACGUCGCCAGGAAGCGCAGCGUUUAGGACGAAUUCUUCGGGCCAAGAGACGUAAUGACGAGGGCUUCAAUGCCUUUUUCUACUCUCUGGUGUCAAAAGACACGCAAGAAAUGUAUUUUUCUUCCAAACGUCAGGCUUUCCUUGUCGAUCAGGGAUAUGCUUUCAAGGUCAUUACACAAUUAGCAAACAUCGAGAAGACACCCGGACUAGCAUUCGCAGAUGUGUCGGAGCGGCGUGAACUGUUGCAGAAGGUUCUUGUGGAGAAUGAGAGCAUGGAGGAGGAUGACCCAAACGACGACAUGUUCCAUCAGGGUACUAUGGGGCGCAAGAAAAAGAAGGGAGCUCGACGAACAGCGGGAACUCUCGGCGAGCUCAGUGGUGGCCAGGACAUGGCGUAUAUCGAGCAGAAUAAGAAGUUAUCGGCAAAGCGGAAGAAGGGGGACAGCAAUGCCUUCUUCAAGAAGAUUGGACGCGAGAAUGCCAGGCGAGCAGCAGCACAGUAAUCUAAAGAGAGUUGGAAUCGGCACAAUGGAGGUGGAGGUACAUUGGGUGAGCCAAAGAAUGAUAAGCCAGGGGAUCGGAAUCACGGGUAAAUACAAGAUGUCGUAUGUAUAAGAAUACGCAGCCGCGGAACGCAUAAUAAUGCUUUUGGGGCGCAAGGACGGGGAAGAUUCGGCGUUCAGGAAAAAACACAACACGGCCAUAGCCGAUCACAUUGCACACACUAGGUAUUCAAUUAGAUUUCUGACAGUAGGCAAGGGAUGACUCAUUGGAGUGAAUUGACUGACUACACGUAGAUUCAGACGAUGGCAGUGCAUGAGGUGAAAGAUCCAGG
This is a messenger RNA of Fusarium odoratissimum NRRL 54006, 2934 nucleotides long. RefSeq names its product DNA excision repair protein ERCC-3. The transcript has a single exon. Gene Ontology annotation, cellular component: transcription factor TFIIH holo complex; nucleotide-excision repair factor 3 complex; transcription preinitiation complex. The record is from RefSeq and is a predicted model, not a curated record. Bases 125 to 2602 code for a protein of 825 amino acids. Gene Ontology annotation, molecular function: ATP binding; hydrolase activity; 3'-5' DNA helicase activity. Gene Ontology annotation, biological process: transcription initiation at RNA polymerase II promoter; nucleotide-excision repair. NCBI's taxonomy places the organism in Eukaryota, Fungi, Ascomycota, Sordariomycetes, Hypocreales, Nectriaceae.